AUGGUCACAGCAACAAGUCACCCAACAUCAUCACCAAGUCACCAAUCCUUUCGACUCAGAGGCCCAACCUCCACCGACUUCUCGGCCGAUGAAGUCAGGAUUGUCAUCCGCAAAGACUCAACCUCAGGACAGAGCUUUGUUCUCUGGAACGAUAUCCUUAACGUCUUCAGGAUCGCAGGACAUGUCCAGCAUGGCAGCGAUGUUGUGCCCUACAUGACUGACAGUCAAUUUCAGUCGGUUCACAUUGGGACACAGAGAGCAUUUGCGGCUGGUAUCAUGGAACAAGGACUGGACACUAUGCCUCCUCCGUACGAGACAAUGGCAUCUGGACCAUCAGCGUCACAACGCACAAGCACAUCCUCGACCCCAACAUCGACCAGCGUGAGAACAUCGGCCGAACACCGCAUCUCUACCGCAGCUCCACUUGCACCAUCAACAUCACCAACUGCAUCAGCAGGAGCAGCAGCAGCAGCAGCAGCAGCAACGUGGUUGACACCGGACGAAGAACCAGCAUCUCUAACACUCCGAGGCGGAGGAGCCUCAAGAGAAUCACAGCAGUUCAUUGCGCGCGUACAAUCCAUCCUCCUCGACUCUACACACCAACUGGAAGUCUAUGAACAAACCAUCCUCUCAGAACCAAGCGCCCGCAACGAUUUUCUGGUACGAGGCGUAGCAACUAUCCAACAAGGCCUGGACUCCAUUCACCAAGAACUCCACGACGUUGUUCCUAACCUCCGCGCAGAGAUCGCAAAGAACACGACUUUACAGCGCCAGAUCCUGGAGAUGCAGACAACCGCAGAGGAGAUGGCGCGGAGGAUGUUGGAGAUGCAACAGCAUGCGAUUGGGCUUCAAGAGCAGACACUGGAUCGACUUGCGACGAUACAGGGGAGGGUUAGUGCGAUUCUGACACAGACGUAUGAGUUGCAUGAGUACCCGAUUCCGAGGUUGUUUAUUAUUCUACCAAAGGAGGAUGAGACACGGACAGACUCGCUCAGGAAUGUCUUUGCCAAGCAGUUCAAACUGUAUUUCUUAUGCGAGUGCAACAACAACAGUCACCACUACCACAGCCUACACACAGGAGCAACACCAGCAGCUACAAUAUCGAGCACGAGCAGUAGUCAGGGGACAAUGUCGAGGCAGGAAAUUCAUCUUGCGCGACAUGAGGGGUACGAUUUGGACCGGCCGACCGAGUUCUUCGAAAAGUAUGGAUCUUAUGUCUUGACGCUCUUGCAGAUGCUCAAGUAUGGGGCUGUUGUUGCGGGGGUUGUGAUCCCGCCCUUGACGCAGCUCAGGAUUGUGGAUGGACUGGAUACUGCCAAGCAGAGCGCCGAUGCCCUCUAUAGCAGCAUGGAACCAAAGGUCGACAGUGCUAUCGAGUAUCUGCAGAGGCUCUCUAGCAACCAAGCUUUAGAAACAACAACGACGGCAACGACGGCGGCAGGGAACACCUCGACCUACGGAGACAACUUGGAGGCGUUGGAGGGAUCAGAUCUGCGUCAGCUGAGUUCAUUCCUCAAGAUCAAGGACGAAGGGCAAGUGCUUGGAAACCUGUACAGGACGGUGACAGGAGAGGGCCAUGUCAAGUGGGUCUGUCUAGACCAUUACCGCGAGACCUAUGGUAUUUCUGCCCAGCGCGAGUUGCGAGAGGUGGUGGAGAUGAGUCGUGGACGGUACGAUGAGCCAACGGGAACCGUCUCGAUCGAGUUGAUCUCUCCUGUACAGGCAAGGCAGUUUUAUUCCAUCUUGGCUACGUCGCGAUACGUCCAGGAGCUUAGACUGACCAUGAGCUGGGAUACUACUCUGGAAGAUUACAGGACUUUGAAGGAGGCGCUUCAGCAAUCUAAUGUUAUCCGGCUGGAGCUCGCUGGCAACAUGACCUCGGGACCCAAGACCGAUAUCAUGAACCGUAGCAGGAGACAUGACCCGUUCUUGCAGUUGAUGGCGGGAGGGAAGCUGAAGAUGUUGUCCGUCAAGGGGCUGAAGGAUUUUUUUGAGCGGACCAGCAAAAUGCCGAGUAUCAGUCAUAUCCGGACGUUUGAGCUGCAGUCGAGUGUGGUGACGAACAAGGAUGGACCACAGCUCGAGAAGCUUGUUCAGGCGUCACCGAUGUUGUUCGAGUUGACGCUAUUGGUUCAGGAUAUCGAUACGACUUUUACGCUAUUAUCGCCUCUUGUCAAGAAACUCAGGCGGUUCAGGACUCUCACCCUCCACCAGGCGCCAAGAACGACUGUCACUUUUCAGUAUAACCCUGCUGCUACUGAAGAGGCGCCUAUUAUUUCGCUCGCAGGAGACGGGAUAGAGUCGACAAAGCUGGCGCUGAUGCACCGGGUCAGGACGCUGUCUAUCCGAAAGUACCAGGAGAUCCACCAAAUCCAGGAACUUGUCAGUCGAGUGAUCAAGAAGCAUCAAUCAUCCCUUGAAAUUGUCGAGAUCAAAUGCCUACCCGACUACUUCCCCUCGGUCACAGAGUGGGUCCGCCGCGAGAUCCAAGGCCACAAGAGUCUUCAGCGGUUUACAUUCCACGACGGGUUCAACAGCGUCGUAAUCCGCGAUUUCCAAAACCCCGUCCAAACAUCCGCAGAACUGGAAUUGGAAGAAAUCUCGACCUGUGAAUCCGACAACCCAACACAGAGCCUGACAACCCUCUUUGAGAAACAUGGAUCCGAGAUCAAAGUCCUCGACCUCGACCACAACUUUACACACCUCCAAGCAUCCAUGUUCCUCCAGUCUGUCCGGCAAGCCCAGGGUGCAAAAUUGCGGACGCUGACAUGGGAUAUCACCAAGACCUGGGACGGGCGGAUCUUUCGGGAUAUGUUGCCCGCUCUGCGGAUGUGUGAUCCUACAGUUCUGGAAUGGGUCACGAUCAAGGUCAACCAGGGGUACAGGGAUGUCGUCGUCCAGCAGCCUGGGAUUGUUACGGUCCUAGAUGAUCAGAGCGGGCGCGAGAACUUGGGCAUGAUUUUGAAGAAGAAGGCCAACCGGAUCGAGUUGAGGGCGAAGGGGUUGAAUGUGAUUAUUUCGAAGCUGCAGACUGCUUGUGGUGGUAAUGGGCCCUUUGAGCAGUUAGAGGAGUUGUAUAUCCGGGGAUUUGAGGAGAGCUUUGGAGGGCGGAGCGUUAAGUGGGUCCAAUCGUUGAUGCAGCGUGAUAUCAGCGUUCGGCAGCUGUCUUUGUCCUUUACUUCCCGGGAGCCAACAGCAGAGACGCGUCCAUUAUCGGCGAGUUCAGACACCGAGAGUAAUCUUAUGAUUCCAAUCCCCGCCUCGGUGGUGACCAAACCUGCAUUCAAGCGACUGACUAGCGUGACACUCUUCCACGUCCGCCUGGUGCCCCUCAGUUGGGAGCUCUUCAUCACCUCCAUCGACUUCCUAACCAUCCGCUACCUCGACUUCACACUGACCAACUUUUCCGAUCCCGAGUUACACCUCCUAACCCAACGAUGCCUCUCCAAAGUCAAGACCUGUCGUUCCAUUCACCUCGCCGAAGUUACAUCAGAUCUGUCAUUACUUGGACUGAAAGAACGGCUGGCGGUCGAGGAUCUGAGAGAGCAGGAAAAGUUUGGGAUGAUGGUUUGGUUAGAUCGGACAGAAGUCAGAGGACCGGAUUUUGAUGGCAUAACUUAUCGUGAGUUCUUCAAAUAUUUCCGAUUCGGGAAAAGGAAGGCUGGGCCUAAUACGUCGAUGACAGAGGAAAAAAUGUCUGUCGGAGGGCCCAUGCAGUCUUUGGCUCUGGAGGUCCUGGGACGUGACAGGAUAGAAGAGCUAGCAGAGGACCUGUCGGUGGUGUUGGACCAUGGCAAUGUUUAUGAAAACCCGGUUAUCGAGCCUGCCGCUAACUUGCCAAAAGACAUCGAAUGGACGGAAGACCAGAGGAAUGUUCUUGACAUGGUGAGAUGUCGUCUUCAAUCUCGACAAGAUUGUUUGAUCUUGGUGACAGGAGCUGCGGGCACGGGGAAGCCUACGGUUCUUGAGGAGAUUCACAGGAUCGCCAAGAGUGAACGAUUUGAGCCAAUACGUCUCGCUCCAUCUGGUGAAGCAGCAAAUGUCGAUUCAGGUGUGCCUUUUGGAGGCUUUCCGAUGAUUUUGUUUGGUGACUUUGGUCAGCUCGGGCCAGUUAACAAAUCAUUGGCCUCCACAGACUGGCUCUGGAACUCGGAAGUUUAUCAGAGCUUUGAACGUGUAGAUCUCAUUCAACCGUGCCGACAGUCUGGAGAUGUAGAGUUCAAGUCAAUGCUCGAUGAUAUCAGACGCGGAGAAGUCACUGGUACCAUGGCGAGUGCCGACGAGCAAGAUUCAAUGGCCAAGAGCGACGCCAGUUUCCCCUGA
Linnemannia hyalina is the source of this 4323-nucleotide messenger RNA. The record is from the annotation of a GenBank genome assembly. NCBI's taxonomy places the organism in Eukaryota, Fungi, Mortierellomycota, Mortierellomycetes, Mortierellales, Mortierellaceae.